AUGGAUCUAGACGAAUAUCUACGCGCGCCUCUGUUCGCAAAGAAGCAAGAAGAAAGACAAAAACGAAUCCACCAAUGGUUUUACUGUUUGGCUAAUGCGAUAGAGUUUAUUCAUGGUAUUGGCAUACGACAUCGGGACAUCAAACCAAAAAACAUCUUAGUCCAUGGUGAUAAGAUACUACUGGCAGACUUUGGAAUAUCAAGCAUGGGCUUGCUUGCCGCACUGUCUACAGCUAUACCACAGCUGGCCCGAUCAAAAUCGCCGACACAUUGCGCACCAGAGGUAGAAGAAGGGAGCAGUCGAGGCAGAUCAGCAGACAUCCUUGCUUUAGGAGCUGUCUUUCUCGAUAUGAUUGCUGCCUAA
This is a messenger RNA of Fusarium oxysporum Fo47, 363 nucleotides long. RefSeq names its product kinase-like domain-containing protein. Gene Ontology annotation, cellular component: nucleus. NCBI's taxonomy places the organism in Eukaryota, Fungi, Ascomycota, Sordariomycetes, Hypocreales, Nectriaceae. Gene Ontology annotation, molecular function: protein serine/threonine kinase activity; ATP binding. Gene Ontology annotation, biological process: protein phosphorylation; mitotic DNA damage checkpoint signaling. The record is from RefSeq and is a predicted model, not a curated record. The transcript has a single exon. The coding region runs from base 1 to 363 and encodes 120 amino acids.